UUUUUCGUCUGUUAAAAUGAGUUUUUUGUGGAAGCUCGUGAAAUAUUUCUCCGGUUCUUCCGACCCCAAGAGUCCCGCCGGGGGGGACUUUCAGCUGGAGAGAGACCGGUCGCUGAGCCAAGUGGCAUCGCCGCGUCCCUGGCAAAAUUUGAGAAACGAACUGCAUCUGGCCGCCCUGGAGGAGGGGGGGAAGGUGCGCUUAACCCUCAGACAGACCAGGCGGCUGAUCAGGAAAACCAGCUCUCUGUGGCGCACAAUGUCGGAGGAGACAAAGCGCAAGUACAACGAUCUGGCCAAGAACUCGGCAAAGACUCGAGUUCCGGGGCUGACAGUGCAGAAGCUAGUGCAGCAGAAACUCGCCCAGACAGCUGCCAGUGCAGGGAACAUUACUCUGGAAGAACCCAUGAUGGAUGGUAUUUCUGACUAUCCACGGGCUAUCCAACGGCGGAGACCACCUACCCCUUACCCCUCGACUACGAGCAUCGUUGACGAGGACUUGGAACAACCGGUGAACCGGAAGCGAAGCGACGAAUUUGAUGGCGAUUCCGACGACUCCACGACUUCCCUCCAUCCUCCCGAACGAAAGCGUCCUCGUGUGGAAUAGAUGUUCAACUAUUCCCAUAGAUCCUUCUGUCCAUCAUCGCCUAACAAAUCACAUUUAAAUCAGGGACUAAAUUUAAUAUUUAAAGAUUUUCGGCCGCACAUUGGUUUUGGUAAAAUUAACUGAACGGAAACUCUACAACAUACGUAAAUAUUUUUGUGCUAGUGGUUGAAGCCCCAUUUGUCAAAAUUACAUGAAAUGUUCGAAAAUCCGUUA
Drosophila persimilis is the source of this 817-nucleotide messenger RNA. RefSeq lists its product as uncharacterized. The record is from RefSeq and is a predicted model, not a curated record. The coding region runs from base 17 to 604 and encodes 195 amino acids. The transcript has 3 exons. Lineage: Eukaryota; Metazoa; Arthropoda; Insecta; Diptera; Drosophilidae.